GGCUUGUUUCCCUUGGAGAAGUGGCCUAAAAGCUUCCCUGCUCUUCUGUGAAUCCAUAGAACAUUUAUUCCUCUUAUUCACCCCACUUUUUUUUUCUUUCUUUCUCACCAGGUCUCUUCGGCUCUGGAUUUCCCUCCGUGGUUCCCCCAAACAAGAAGGGCCGAAGUGGGUUGACCGAUUUCUCCCGGGCCCUCCAGAAAACCCUCCCCCUCCCCAGGAAUCCUUCAUGGAGGGGCAGUUUCUGCCCACCCCGUCAAAAAAAAAUAUAUUAGAGGAUUAGAAAGCCUUUGAAAAGGGAGCCCACCUUCCCACCCAGGUCAAGAUUGGCCCGAUUUCAGACUCCCAGGCGUUUUCUUUGCCAAAUAAAAUUGGGGUGUGUGUGUCACUCUCCCCUUUUCCUCCUGGGCCAAACCCACCCAUCAGCGGGCAACUGAGUUGUGCCAGUCCAAUAACAGCCCCCCAAGUUCCUAUCAAAAACCCCGUCUAGGUUUUGCAAUUUAGGGUGCCCUCCCCAUUUUGAACAGAGUCGGGGGUGGGGGCGUGUUUCCUUUUUCUCUUGCUCCUUUCUGACUCCCAUCAGCGAGGAAAACCAGAGGGGACAAAGCCCCACCUUGGAAACAUGUUAAAGGGGGCGAGUUGGACGCCUCCUCACCUUUUUCUCAUAGAAAAACUCUGGACGAGCCAGCUGGUUCUUCGGAGGGCCUUGUGCUUGUGCAUCUAAACUGUGGGUCGGUGGUCCUAGUUACCCUCUCCCACUUCCCCCCCCCCCCCCUCUGCCCUUCCCCCCACACCCCGCUCAAGGGUUCAGGGUUCCCCCCCGCCCCCCUUGGCACAGGGUGAAGUCUAAGGGGAUUCGCCAUGGCUGGGGCCAUCGCCUCCCGCAUGAGUUUCAGUUCGCUGAAAAGGAAGCAGCCCAAGACCUUCACCGUUCGGAUUAUUACCAUGGAUGCCGAAAUGGAAUUCAAUUGUGAGGUGAAAUGGAAAGGAAAGGACCUCUUCGACCUGGUGUGUAGGACAUUGGGACUCCGUGAAACAUGGUUCUUUGGGCUGCAGUACAUGAUGAAGGACACGAUAGCCUGGCUCAAAACGGACAAGAAGGUGCUGGACCAUGAUGUCCCAAAGGAGGAACCAGUUACUUUUUACUUCCUGGCUAAGUUUUACCCAGAGAAUGCAGAAGAAGAGCUGGUCCAGGAAAUCACCCAGCACCUAUUCUUCCUACAGGUGAAGAAACAGAUCUUGGAUGAGAAGAUCUACUGUCCUCCGGAAGCUUCUGUCCUUCUAGCAUCCUACGCUGUGCAAGCCAAGUAUGGAGAUUACGACCCCAGCGUUCAUAAGCGUGGCUUCUUGGCUCAAGAGGAGCUGCUUCCAAAACGGGUGAUAAAUCUCUACCAGAUGACUCCGGAAAUGUGGGAAGAAAGGAUUACAGCCUGGUAUGGCCAACAUCGAGGUAGAGCCAGGCAGCCCGUGAACGCAAGUACAACCGCCUUGCCUGCUGACAUGUCAACAUUUGGCAUAAUCAGUGAAAGCCUCUCCUUCGACUUCAAGGAUAACGACAUGAAGAGGUUGUCCAUGGAGAUCGAGAAGGAGAAGGUGGAAUAUAUGGAGAAGAGCAAACACCUCCAGGAGCAGCUGAAUGAGCUGAAGACCGAGAUCGAAGCUCUGAAGCUGAAGGAGAGAGAGACAACCAUGGACAUCCUGCACAGUGAGAACCAUGACCGGGGGAAUAGCAAACACAACACCAUUAAGAAGCUCACCUUACAGAGCACCAAAUCCCGAGUGGCCUUCUUCGAAGAACUCUAAGGAGAAGUCCCCCGAUGCUCCCGGGACAGCCUUUUUCCUAUGAGAGAUCUAGCCAUAAACCACGAUGCAUUACUUCUUUCGAGCCAGAGCGACUUUCCUUUGACAAGUGCGGUGACUCGCUGGAAGAGUUCGGUGUGAAUCUUCGUAGAUCUUGAAAUCUCCGUAGAGCCAAUAAUUUUACCUUUUAGCUUUCCCUCUUCCUCUCCCUGUUUGUAUGGAUUGUGACUUGGAUUUUAUGCUCCUACGGCAGGAGGCCGGAUUCCGUAUUUUUUAAAAAUUCCUUCUCUUGACCCUCUUUCCCCGGGUCUAUGAAUAGGGCUUUCUCUUCGAGACCGAGAAAAAAAAACCAUCCCUCUUUUUGGAGUUUGCAAGCUCUGCUGCAAAUAGCGCAAAUGGCAGAAGGAAGGUCUCACAAAAAGUUGCUCGCGGAACCGUACUAACCUUCGUAAGUUUCAGCGAGAUGCUGGCAGACUUCGAAGGGUUUUUUUUGUUUUAUUUUUUAAAUUUCCUGGAUCCUGAAAGCCAAGCUGGAGAUCAGUUGGGGAUUCAGGCUUGGUGUAUCCAAAAACAAUUUUUUUAAUUAAAAAAACCCACAUUUUAAGGCCUAUUGUUUUAAUUUCAGGAGGUUGGUAAAGCCAGGAUGGCAGGAAUCAAAGGAGAGCGUUUUAAACGGGAGGAUGGAGUUUAAAGGCCUAGAGUUGGGACAUCCAACCGUGGCAACUUUUAAAGACUUUGUGGACUUCAACUUCCAGAAUUCUGGGAGUUGAAAGUCCACAGAUUUUCAAAAUCGGGACACCCUGCCUGGCCUAAAGUGAAUCUCAUCCCUGCCCUCUGGGAUUUUAAACAUUUUGAU
Molecule: messenger RNA, 2653 nt
Organism: Notechis scutatus (mainland tiger snake)
Lineage: Eukaryota; Metazoa; Chordata; Lepidosauria; Squamata; Elapidae
Source: RefSeq, a predicted model, not a curated record